Messenger RNA from Geodia barretti, 891 nucleotides. The record is from the annotation of a GenBank genome assembly. Lineage: Eukaryota; Metazoa; Porifera; Demospongiae; Tetractinellida; Geodiidae.
AUGAUUGCGUCGGGAACCUUCGGAUACGACGGUUAUGGCCGGGGGAUCGCGCCUGACACCCCGUUGGGCAAACUGGGUGCGGUGUUGCCCAAGACAUUUACCCGCCACGCCAGGUCCGGCAACCCGGAACCACGCUGGUUCCCCGAAUCGUUUCGGGAAGGACUGGCCGCCGGGGAAACCACGUUGCUGAAUUCCAUCGGGUUGACCAACCCGGGGAUCGAAGCCGCUAUGUCAGACCUGGCGCCACAGUGGGCCGAAAUGGACGCCAAUAUUGUGAUGAGCAUGGCCGCCGAAAGCCCGGAGCAAUGGGAAGAAAUGGCGUCGUUCACCCGUGGGGUCAGCGGGUUUGCCGCCAUAGAGUUGAAUCUCAGUUGCCCCAACGUGGACGACGGCGCGAUGUUCAGCCACUACCCGCAUCUCACCGAGGCGGCGGUGGCGGGAGUACGGCGUCAGACCGACCUGCCGGUGUGGGCCAAGUUGUCCCCCAACGUGCCUGACAUAACGGAGAUUGCCCAUGCCGCAGUUGGGGCCGGAGCAGAUGCGCUGACCAUCAGUAACACCAUUCCCGCGAUGCACAUCGACAUUGAUGCUGGCCGGCCCACGUUGGGUACCGGCGGCGGCGGCCUCUCCGGUCCGGCAUUGCGUCCGGUCGCGAUGGCCCUCGUGCACCGCGCGGCUGGUUCCGUCAAUGUGCCAAUAAUAGGCGUCGGUGGCGUGAUGACGGGCCGCCAUGCCGUGGAAUUCCUGAUGGCUGGCGCUUCCGCGGUGCAGGUGGGCAGCGCCAACCUGGCCGACCUGAACGCCCCGUUCCGCAUCCUGGCGGAACUGGAAGCGCUGCUUGCCGAGUGGGGGGUCGACAGCCUGGCCGAGAUUAUCGGCAAGGGCUGCUAG